UUGCCUGGCGACGUGCGGGCCCCGGGCCCCUGGUCGCGGGUCGCGGGUCGCGGGCGCCGGGACGUUACAUUCUUAGUCCGCCCGCGCCCCUCGCCCGCACCCAUAGCCACGGACGCCGGCUACGUCUCUCGAGUACGACCAGUCCGCACGGAGCGCUCAACCGAACGUCGUAAAAACCUAUUUGACGAAAUGGACGAGGAUCUGUCCCAGAGUGCUUCCGGAGGCGCUUCUCCUACUUACGACGAAAGAUAA
This is a messenger RNA of Danaus chrysippus (African queen), 252 nucleotides long. The record is from the annotation of a GenBank genome assembly. NCBI's taxonomy places the organism in Eukaryota, Metazoa, Arthropoda, Insecta, Lepidoptera, Nymphalidae.